This is a messenger RNA of Saccharomyces kudriavzevii IFO 1802, 465 nucleotides long. It is a transcript of the gene SOD1, whose product is annotated as superoxide dismutase SOD1. Lineage: Eukaryota; Fungi; Ascomycota; Saccharomycetes; Saccharomycetales; Saccharomycetaceae. The transcript has a single exon. The coding region runs from base 1 to 465 and encodes 154 amino acids. Gene Ontology annotation, molecular function: copper ion binding; superoxide dismutase activity. Gene Ontology annotation, biological process: removal of superoxide radicals. The record is from RefSeq and is a predicted model, not a curated record.
AUGGUCCAAGCUGUCGCAGUGUUAAAGGGAGAUGCCGGUGUUUCUGGUGUUGUCCAGUUCGAACAGGCCUCCGAGUCGGAGCCAACCACGAUCUCUUACGAGAUCGCCGGUAACAGUCCCAACGCUCUACGUGGGUUCCAUAUUCACGAGUUCGGAGACGCCACCAACGGUUGUGUCUCUGCCGGUCCUCACUUUAACCCGUUCAAGAAGACCCACGGUGCCCCAACCGAUGAAGUCAGACAUGUUGGUGACAUGGGUAACCUGGAAACCGACGCCAAUGGUGUGGCCAGGGGCUCUUUCAAGGACUCCUUGAUCAAGCUUAUCGGACCCACCUCUGUUGUCGGCAGAAGCGUUGUUAUCCAUGCCGGACAGGAUGACUUGGGUAAGGGUGACACUGAAGAAUCUCUGAAGACUGGUAACGCCGGUCCAAGACCUGCCUGUGGUGUCAUUGGAGUGACCAACUAA